GGCGCGACGAUUGAUCCGGCAUUGCGAUUCUAGGUUUGUGCUCACUGGCGCUGCUGCUGGAAACCUCUUCCUCUGCGGUGCCCGGAGUUGCUGCUGCCUCAGCGGUAGCAGCGGCGGGGGAUUUCGAGGGUGCAUGCGUCACAAGGCACGAGAGCUUAAGCCGCGCCGUCAUGUGGAGAGCAGCCGGCGGGCGGCUCAAGCACAGGGGACUUAGAACAGGACGAGCAGACUUCUAUCGAUGGAACACCACAGCUGCCGGGCCAGAGAGCUUUCACGAGCUCACAGAUUUGAGCUUGCACAUCCACGCUAGCACAGCUUACAGUCAGCUACGCAGCAGCGAUAGAAGCCGUCCCUGCAGCUACUCGGCGGCGGCGGCUCCUCUGGAGCACAGCUUGACAACUUUGGACGCGGCACUGAGCAGUGUGAUCCAGCUCCCGCUCUUCAGCAAUCCACUGCUCCAAAUCCUCCCUCCCGACGGGGAGAGCUCGUCCAGGACGGUGUUUCGGAUCGACCAGAAAUGGCCUUUCCAGCUCAAGGCGGUCGCUACCGAGGCGUGUUUCGGAGAGGAGGAGGAGGUCGGUGUUCUUCCGGAACUGGAAGAGAUUCACGACAUCUCCCUCGAGAGGUCUUCCAAGUUUGAAGGUGGCAAGGCUCUCAAGGCGGCUAGAGCUAGAGCAAGGCGGCUUUUCAACAGGCAGCAGAAGCUCGAGCUGGAUGCUUGGGAUGCUGCGGUGAGGGAGUACAGGAAGAUUCUCGUGGAGAUGUGCCGGAAGAAGCUAGCGCCGAAUCUGCCGUUUGCAAAGUCUUUGAUGGUCAGCUGGUUUGAGCCGGUUCGCGACGAGAUUGCAAAGGAGCUCAAGGCCAUCGAGAAGGAGGAGCCUGGUGAAGACAGGAGUCACUAUGGACCACUUUUGAAAGGAGCUGGCCUCACUGCUGAUGUUCUUGCGGUGAUCACGAUGCACAGGCUCGUCGCGCUGAUGAUGCAAGACGUUGAUAGCGGAUGCAUUAGACUUGCAAACACUGCUGUUCUUAUUGGUGACGCAGUGGAACAAGAGAUCAAAAUCCGCAGGGCACUAAAGAAAAGAAAGCCGAAAGAACUUGCCGAGGAGGCGGAGCCUCCUACUCCAGAAGAAGAAAAGAAAGAGUACUUGAAAGACAAGCUGAGGAGAGCUAUCAUAGAAAGGCCCAGGAAUGUCAAGGAGAUAUUGAAGUCCUUGGAUCCAUCACAGCCCUGGCCGUCGUUUAUUCAAGCUAAAUUGGGAUGCCGCCUUAUCGACAUUAUGAUGUCAAAUUCACACAUCAAUGUUCCAGUAAGUGACUGUCCCGAAGAUGGCACCGAGAUUCGGCCUGCUUUUAGACAUGUACUCAAGGUACCAAAGGGAGGGCUUCUGCGUAGCUACGGAGCAAUAGUAUGCGAUCCUCAUUUGAGGGGUCGAAUCGAUGACUCGGCCAAAUUUAUAGUUAUGCCAUACAUGCCCAUGCUAAUUCCUCCUCGAGCUUGGAAAGGUUAUCACAAUGGAGCAUACCUGCACCUGCGGUCCGUUAUAAUGCGGACACACGGUUCUAAACAGCAAAGAGAAGCUGUGCGAAACACACCAAGAGCACAACUGCAGCAAGUUUUUCGGGCACUCGACACCUUGGGAGCGGCAUCCUGGAAAAUUAACAAGGAGGUUUUUGAAGUUAUAGAAAAGCUUUGGAGCGCGGGAGGUGGAAUAGGUGGCCUUGUGGACCGAAAAGAUGUGCCAUUGCCACCCAAGCCUAAUACCGAGGAUGAAGCUGAGAUGAGGAGCUGGAGGAAAGUUUUUUAUAAAGGUAAGCGCACAAACAGUGAGAGGAAUUCUCAACGGUGCGAUCUCGAGCUGAAGCUGGCGGUAUGUUUUUCUUGUCGCUCUGUUUUGUUUUUUUCUCUUUCUCUCUCUGAAAGGUGUUUGCAGGUUGCUCGAUCACUGAAGGACGAAGAAUGUUUCUAUUAUCCACAUAAUUUGGACUUUCGUGGUCGUGCCUAUCCUAUGCAUGCGCAUUUGAACCAUUUGGGUUCUGAUGUGUGCCGCGGUAUGUUACUGUUUGCUAAGGGACGUCCUCUAGGGCCGACAGGUCUACGUUGGCUCAAGAUACACAUUGCCAAUGUCUUCGCUAAUGGAGCUGAUAAGCUACCCUUCGAUGGAAGGGUGGCAUUUGCAGAGAGUAACUUGGAACACGUUGUAGCUUCUGCAAACCAGCCUUUGAAAAAUCGUUGGUGGUUAAAAGCGGAAGAUCCAUUCCAGUGCUUAGCUGCGUGCAUCGACCUGAGAAAUGCGAUGCAUUCUCCAAACCCGGAGUACUACAUUUCUCAUCUUCCAGUUCAUCAGGAUGGAUCUUGCAACGGUCUCCAACACUAUGCAGCUCUUGGACGAGACAAAACUGGCGCCAGAGCAGUGAACUUAAUAGGCGCGGAUUAUCCUGCAGAUGUAUAUUCAGGCAUAGCCGCCCGUGUACGUACACUAGUGGAGGAGGACGCACGCAAAGAUCCAGCCGCAGUUUAUGCCAAAUUAUUAGUAGGACAUGUGGAUAGGAAACUAGUGAAACAGACAGUGAUGACUUCGGUUUACGGCGUGACAUACGUUGGAGCACGUAACCAAAUAACAAACAGACUUAGGGACAAGGGCUUCAUAUUAGAUGAGCCGACCUUGUACCGUACUGGUUGCUACGCUGCUAAGGUAACUCUGAACGCGCUUGGCGAAAUGUUUGGCGAGGCAAGGCUCAUUAUGAAUUGGCUAGGCCAGUGCGCAAAGGUAAUUGCCAACGACGGCGACUCCGUGAGGUGGAUCACUCCUUUGGGACUUCCUGUCGUGCAACCAUACCGCAGGCCCGGGAGACAUGUGGUGAAAACUUGUCUCCAAUGUCUUAUUCUAAGAACGGAUACGGAUCAACCGGUGUUGGCAGCGAGGCAGCGCAGCGCGUUCCCACCAAACUUUGUGCAUUCCAUGGAUGGGUCGCAUAUGAUGAUGACCGCCGUGGCGUGCCAGGAGGCCGGGCUCACCUUCGCAGGGGUCCAUGACUCGUUUUGGACGCAUGCCGGAGACGUGGAGCGCAUGAACGUCAUACUGAGGGAGAAAUUCGUGGAGCUCUACGAGCAGCCAAUUCUAGAAAACUUGCUAGAGAGUUUCCAGAAACGUUGGCCCAAGCUUAAAUUUCCAGAUCUCCCCGUGCGUGGGGAUUUAGAUCUCAAGGAAGUUUUAUCGUCGCCGUAUUUUUUCAACUAAAAGCAAGCGAACGAUCUUCUGCUCGUAUAUUAUAUUAUACAUAUAUAAACGAAUGCCGGGUGCUGUGAGGAA
Molecule: messenger RNA, 3314 nt
Organism: Selaginella moellendorffii
Lineage: Eukaryota; Viridiplantae; Streptophyta; Lycopodiopsida; Selaginellales; Selaginellaceae
Product: DNA-directed RNA polymerase 1B, mitochondrial
Exons: 19
Coding region: 171-3242 (1023 amino acids)
Biological process (GO): mitochondrial transcription
Cellular component (GO): mitochondrial DNA-directed RNA polymerase complex
Molecular function (GO): DNA-directed RNA polymerase activity; DNA binding
Source: RefSeq, a predicted model, not a curated record